GUUGAGCACCGCCGUUUGAGACGCCCUACUUCCCUUUCCCCCCUCUGACCCUCUCCCUCGCCAAAACAGCUCCCUCCCAAAACGCCCGCCUGAAAAUGGCGGGCCUAGGCGGCGCCGGCGGCUGGGGCGGCUUGGACGACGAUGACUGGGGCCUAAGCGAGGAGCAGUACGCCAAGCUCGAGCAGGACGCCUACCGCGCGAUUGCGGAGCGCAAGGCCUCCUCUUCCGCCGCCUCCACCGCCCCCGCAAUCUCGCCGCUCCCCCACCGCGCCCUAUCGCCGGCGGCCACGGUCUCUUCGCCGCUCAGGAACGAGCACCCCGCCUCCAGGGUCUCCCUGGAGUCUCGCUUCGGCAAGGUUAGGGUUUCCUCUGUUCUUUUGCUGUUUGGGAGAGUUUCUCUUGCUGACCGUGUUGCAUUGAGAAUUGAAAUUCUAUGGAUUGGAAGCCUUGUUAAGUACAACUUUUCUUGUCAAAAGAUGGUAGAAUCACUUUCACCUUCUCGGCUUAGUCAACCAAACGCAGGGAAUCAUAGUCAGGGCAGUUGGCCUAAGAUAUCUAUACAUCUUUUCCUUCAUUCUAGUGGUGUGAUUGCAGCGAAGUUCCCUUAUAACCAGAAACUCGUGGGUGCAUUUCACAAGAUCCCGAAAGCUAGCUGGAAUGGAAAAGAAAGGGUGUGGAUGUUCCCUCCGACAUCUUUAUCAAUAGCGGAGGAAGUUCUUCAUGCCGUACCUGGAUUAGUUGUUGAGGUUCAAAAAUUGGACCCGUUAGUUCAGCGGGCUUUUGCUGCUGCUGUAGCUGCCAAAGAUCUUCGAGGUUUGUAUGACAAGAUUCCAACGGAUGUCGAGUCGAAGCUUAUGCCCUUUCAGCGUGACGGAGUCAGGUUCGCUUUGCAACAUGGGGGCAGAGUGCUGAUAGCAGAUGAAAUGGGUCUUGGAAAGACAUUGCAGGCAAUUGCUGUUGCUUCUUGCCUUCAUGAUGCCUGGCCAGUUCUUGUUAUCUCUCCAUCUUCAUUGCGAUUACAUUGGGCUUCUAUGAUUCAGCAGUGGCUCAACAUCCCUACGGAAGAUAUCCUGGUGGUGUUACCACAAACUGGAGGAUCAAAUAAGGCAGGAUUCAGAUUGGUAUAUUCAAACACCAAAGGAGAUUUUCACUUGGAUGGGGUGUUCAAUGUCAUAUCUUAUGAUGUAGUUCCCAAGAUACAAAGCACACUUCUGGACUUGGAUUUUAAGAUAAUUAUAGCUGAUGAGUCACACUUCCUGAAGAAUGGCCAAGCGAAGAGAACAAUCGCUUCACUUCCUGUUCUGCAGAAAGCUCAAUUUGUGGUUUUGCUAAGUGGAACGCCUGCCUUAUCUCGCCCCAUCGAGUUGUUUACUCAGCUCCAGGCUUUAUAUCCUACUGUCUACAAUAAUGUAAAUGAGUAUGGCAAUAGAUACUGCAAAGGUGGAUAUUUUGGGUUAUAUCAAGGCGCUAGCAAUCAUGAGGAGCUGCAUAAUUUGAUGAAAGCAACCGUCAUGAUCCGCAGGUUGAAGAAAGAUGUUCUUUCAGAGUUGCCUGUUAAGCGUAGGCAACAGGUCUUUCUAGACUUAAGUGAGAAAGAGAUGAAACAUAUCCGCGCUCUUUUUCGUGAGUUGGAGACUGUCAAGAUCAAAAUGCAGUCAUGUGACUCACAGGAGAUGAUUGACUCUCUGAAAUUUAAUCAAAAGAAUAUUAUCAAUAAGAUCUAUAAUGAUUCGGCUGAAGCCAAAAUUCCAGCAGUGCUUGAUUACCUGGCCACUGUAAUUGAGGCUGACUGCAAAUUCUUAAUAUUUGCACACCAUCAACCCAUGAUUGAUGCUAUUCACCAACAUCUCUUGAAAAAGAAAGUCAAAUGUAUAAGAAUUGAUGGCCAAACACCUGUAGUUGUAAGGCAAAAUUUGGUCAUGGAUUUCCAGAACAAGGAUGACAUCAAGGCAGCAGUGUUAUCCAUCAAAGCUGGAGGUGUGGGGCUAACUUUGACAGCAGCAAGUACAGUUAUCUUUGCUGAGUUAUCAUGGACUCCAGGUGACAUUAUUCAAGCAGAGGAUCGUGCCCACCGGAUUGGUCAGGUUUCUUCAGUGAACAUAUAUUACCUUCUCGCAAACGACACAGUAGAUGAUAUUAUAUGGGAUGUUGUUCAAGGCAAACUUGAGAAUUUGGGGCAGAUGCUGGACGGGCAGGAGAAAACGCUGAAUGUCUCGCAGAGUGAAACAAGACCAAGCCCCUCGAAGCAGAAGACGCUUGACACCUACCUCAAGCGGUGCAGCACUUCCACGGAAACCCAGCCCAGCCCGAAAAGCCGCAGGAUUGGUCCUGCCGUGUAUCACCGUCGUAAACAAAUGCGGUGCCUGGUAUCUGACGUAUGGGUGCUCCCAUCAUGCACGAGCCGAGCUCUUCGAUCAGCUAGCCGCGCGCUUGCACCAGCAAGAGUUGCACCGGUCGAUCACAAAUUCACAAUGCAAGGCCUCGCGCCAUCUUCAAGGGUUGUCGUGCUCGCGACGUUUUUCCUGAUCGGUUUCGGCGUGGCCGCCGCCGACGGCCGGAGGAGGCUCGUCUCCGGCAGCCCCGACGAGCCGUGCAGGCAGAUGACGCUCUACUACCACGACAUCCUCCACGACGGGGCCAACAACACGGCCAACGCGACGUCGGCGGCGGCGACGAGCCCGCCGGCGCUGAGCAACGACACCUACUUCGGCAUGCUGGUGGUGUUCGACGACCCGGUGACGGAGGGCCAGGCGCUGCCCGCCGGGGCCGAGGAGGAGCCGGCGGCGCGCGCGCAGGGGUUCUACUUCUACGACGGGAAGGGGUCGUUCAACGCGUGGUUCGCCUUCUCGCUCGUGUUCAACUCCACGGCGCGCAGGGGCACCCUCAACCUCAUGGGCGCCGACCUCAUGGGCGAGGAGACGCGGGACAUCUCCGUCGUCGGCGGCACCGGCGACUUCUUCAUGGCGCGCGGCGUCGCCACGCUCCGCACCGACGCCGUCGAGGGGUUGCUCUACUUCCGCCUGCAGAUGGACAUCAAGCUCUACGAGUGCUACGUCUGAGGCCCUGAAUAUCACCUGAUGAGAUCAUGGG
This is a messenger RNA of Triticum aestivum (bread wheat), 3090 nucleotides long. Its product is annotated as SWI/SNF-related matrix-associated actin-dependent regulator of chromatin subfamily A-like protein 1. The coding region runs from base 96 to 3059 and encodes 987 amino acids. NCBI's taxonomy places the organism in Eukaryota, Viridiplantae, Streptophyta, Magnoliopsida, Poales, Poaceae. Gene Ontology annotation, molecular function: ATP binding; DNA endonuclease activity. Gene Ontology annotation, biological process: replication fork processing; DNA repair. The record is from RefSeq and is a predicted model, not a curated record. Gene Ontology annotation, cellular component: nuclear replication fork. The transcript has 28 exons.